Messenger RNA from Ilex paraguariensis (yerba mate), 2172 nucleotides. The record is from the annotation of a GenBank genome assembly. Lineage: Eukaryota; Viridiplantae; Streptophyta; Magnoliopsida; Aquifoliales; Aquifoliaceae.
AUGCCACCACAAUCCCCACCCACCAAACCCAUCAAACCCUACUUCUUCUACGGCCACCGCAUACCCACCCAGAACCGCCCCACCGUCCAUGGUGGCCUCUUCUCCAACCGCCAAACCCUCAACCCAAAGAACCCAACUCACCAUCAUAAACCAAAGCAACCCUUUGACCUCCAAAAGUGGGACCCAGACUCACCCAAAUGCCUCUCACUUCCACCCUCCAAAGACCCGUCACACCAAUUCUUCUCCAUUGCCCAAACUCUCUCUCCGAUUGCCCGUUAUAUUGUUGAUGCCCUGAGGAAACACAAGCAAUGGGGCCCACCUAUUGUUGCUGACCUCAACAAGCUCCGCCGUGUCACCCCGAAGCUCGUUUCCGAGGUCCUCAAGGUCCCACAUAUAGACCCAAGACUGUCGUCCAAGUUCUUCCACUGGGCAGGUAAGCAAAAAGGUUAUAAACACGAUUUUGCUUGUUACAAUGCAUUUGCGUAUUGUUUGAAUCGAACUAAUCAGUUUCGGGCAGCUGAUCAAGUACUUGAGUUAAUGCACAUGCAAGGGAAGCCACCUAGCGAGAAACAAUUUGAGAUUUUGAUUAGAAUGCAUGCUGAUGCUAACAGAGGUCUUAGGGUGUACUAUGUGUAUGAGAAGAUGAAGAAAUUUGGGGUGAAACCACGUGUUUUUUUGUAUAAUAAGAUAAUGGAUGCAUUAGUCAAAACAAAUCAUGUGGAUUUGGCAAUGUCAGUUUAUAAUGAUUUUAAGGAGGAUGGGUUGGUAGAGGAGAGUGUUACCUUUAUGAUUUUGAUAAAGGGAUUGUGUAAAGCAGGACAGAUGGAUGAAGUCUUAGAUCUUUUGGGUCGGAUGAGGGGGAAUUUGUGUAAGCCAGAUGUGUUUGCGUACACAGCAAUGGUGAGGGCAUUGGUCUCUGAGAGGAAUUUGGAUGGGUGUUUAAGGGUUUGGGAGGAAAUGCGAAGGGAUAAGAUUGAGCCGGAUGUUAUGGCUUAUACCACUCUUGUCACAGGGUUAUGCAAAGAGAACUUAGUUGUGAAAGGUUAUGAGUUUUUUAAGGAGAUGAAAGAGAAAGGGUGUUUAAUAGAUAGGGCCAUUUAUGGGUCUUUGAUUGAGGCUUUUGUUGCAGAUGGGAAGGUUGGUUCUGCUUGUGAUUUGCUGAAGGAUUUGAUGGACUCAGGGUAUAGGGCUGACUUGGCAAUAUAUAACUCCCUGAUAGAAGGCUUAUGUAAUGCAAACCGAGUUGAUAAAGCUUAUAAGCUUUUCCAAGUUUCAAUUCAAGAGGAUCUCCAACCAGACUUUAUGACUGUGAAUCCCAUGUUGGUGUGUUACGCAGAGUCUAGGAGAAUGGAUGACUUGCGCAAAUUGCUCGUUCAGAUGAAGAAUUUGGGUUUUAGUGUCAAUGGCGAUCUCUCGAAAUUCUUAUCAUUUAUGGUGGGAAAUGAUGGUAGAGUCCUGAUGGCUUUAGAAGUGUUUGAAGAGUUGAAGGCAAAAGGUUACCAAGAUGUUUCGUUCUAUAAUAUUCUUAUGGAGGCUUUACACAAGAUUGGGGAGGUAAAUAAAGCAAUAUCACUUUUCCAUGAAUUAAAGGAUCUGAACUUUGAACCUGACUCCUUAACCUUCAGCAUUGUUAUAACAUGUUUCAUUGAAGUUGGAGAUAUCCAAGAGGCGUUUGCAUGCUAUAAGAAAAUCAAAGAGAUUUCUUCAGUCCCCUCUGUUGCUGCCUAUUGUUCUCUUGUUAAAGGACUCUGCAAAAUUGGAGAGAUUGAUGCCGCUAUGAUGCUCAUUCGUGACUGUUUAGCCAAUGUUGUCAGUGGACCCAUGGGAUUUAAAUAUACACUUACAAUUCUCCAUGUUUGCAAAUCAAACGAUGCUGAGAAGGUAAUUGGAGUUCUAGAUGAGAUGAUACAACAGGGUUGUCCUCCUGAUGAUAUUAUAUAUUCUGCAAUUAUCUGUGGCAUGUGCAAGCAUGGAACAAUUGAGGAGGCAAGAAAAAUAUUUUCAAAUAUUAGAGAGCGGAAGGUCCUAACUGAAGCCAAUUUGAUUGUUUACGAUGAGAAACUUAUUGACCACAUGAAGAAGAAAACAGCAGACUUAGUGCUGUGUGGAUUAAAAUUUUUUGGUUUGGAGUCCAAGUUAAAAUCAAAGGGCUGCAAACUUCUGGAAAGUUGA